Messenger RNA from Manis pentadactyla (Chinese pangolin), 1565 nucleotides. It is a transcript of the gene AGPAT4, whose product is annotated as 1-acylglycerol-3-phosphate O-acyltransferase 4. Gene Ontology annotation, cellular component: endomembrane system; mitochondrial outer membrane. Bases 266 to 1402 code for a protein of 378 amino acids. The transcript is spliced from 9 exons. NCBI's taxonomy places the organism in Eukaryota, Metazoa, Chordata, Mammalia, Pholidota, Manidae. The record is from RefSeq and is a predicted model, not a curated record. Gene Ontology annotation, molecular function: 1-acylglycerol-3-phosphate O-acyltransferase activity.
GGGAGAGACGUCAGCCGAGGACCACUUUUUUUCCCCGAAGGGCCCACCCCAUGGGUGGAGUCUCGCUCUCUCUUUCCAGUGGUGGCCGACUUACAGCGGCUAUAAACUCGUGGCGACCGCUGCCCCCGCCGCUCCCCCCCGCGCCGGUCGGGUCCGUGCGUCCGCGCUGCCAGCGAGGAGACGCCUCCCAAGUCCUGGGCCUUCUCCCCUCUGGAAGUCUUCCACUGCGGGGAUUCACUGCGUUAAACAAAAGCAGCCCGGCACCAUGGACCUCGUCGGGCUGCUCAAGUCCCAGUUCCUGUGCCAUCUCGUCUUCUGCUACGUGUUCAUCGCCUCAGGCCUCAUCAUCAACGCUGUCCAGCUCUUCACCCUCCUGCUCUGGCCCGUCAACAAGCAGCUCUUCCGGAAGAUCAACUGCAGGCUGUCCUACUGCAUCUCCAGCCAGCUGGUGAUGCUGCUGGAGUGGUGGUCCGGCACGGAGUGCGUCAUCCACACAGACCCCCGGGCCUACCCCAAGUACGGGAAGGAAAAUGCCAUCGUGGUUCUGAACCACAAGUUUGAGAUUGACUUUCUCUGUGGUUGGAGUCUGGCUGAGCGCUUUGGGGUUUUAGGGGGCUCCAAAGUCCUGGCCAAAAAGGAGCUGGCCUAUGUGCCGAUAAUCGGCUGGAUGUGGUACUUCACGGAGAUGGUCUUCUGCACGCGCAAGUGGGAGCAAGACCGCAAGACCGUCUCACAGAGCCUGCUGCGCCUCCGGGACUACCCGGAGAAGUACUUCUUCCUGAUUCACUGCGAGGGCACCCGGUUCACAGAGAAGAAGCACCAGAUCAGCAUGCAGGUGGCCCAAGCAAAGGGGCUGCCCAGCCUGAAGUACCACUUGCUGCCGCGCACCAAAGGCUUCACCAUCACCGUGAGGAGUUUGAGAAAUGUAGUUUCAGCUGUAUAUGACUGUACACUCAAUUUCAGAAAUAAUGAAAACCCAACGCUGCUGGGAGUCCUAAAUGGAAAGAAAUAUCACGCAGAUUUAUAUGUCAGGCGGAUCCCCCUGGAAGAAGUCCCGGAGGAUGAGGACAGAUGCUCCGCCUGGCUGCACAAGCUCUACCAGGAGAAGGACGCCUUCCAGGAGGAGUACCACAGGACGGGCACCUUCCCUGAGACGCCCCUGGUGCCCCCACGGCGGCCCUGGACACUCAUCAACUGGCUGGUCUGGGCCUCGCUGCUGCUCUACCCCUUCUUCCGCUUCCUCAGCAACAUGAUCAGCAGUGGGUCCUCCCUGACGCUGGCCAGCUUCGUCCUAGUCUUCUUUGUGGCUUCCAUGGGCGUUCGAUGGAUGAUCGGCGUGACAGAAAUCGACAAGGGCUCCACCUACGGCAACGCCGACAGCAAGCAGAAGCAGAACGACUGACUCAGGGCACGGCACCAGCCAGAGGGCACCACGGGGAACUGGCGGACGCUGCCUGUCAUCCUCAGGGGGACCUGCAGCCGAACAGGGUGAGCCCCUGCUGGGAAGGCAGGGCGUCUGAGCGCCGGCUGGGGAGGAAGAUGUUCUUAAAUCUUUCCCCCAUAUG